GCCGCCGAAGGACGCCCCGUCCUCCACAUGCUGCCACUUGGCUGAGCCGGGCGCCGGCGAGAAGGCGGCGCCGCUGCCCUGGCAGCUGGACUGCACUUUGCCCCCGCCGGGCCUCCGCUGCCGCCCGCCCUGACGCCAGCGAGCUCCGCUCCCACGGCAGCGCCGCUCCGGGAGCUUCGGAGACCCGCCCCGGGCCUGAGCGCAGGGUUCCUCCCGGGUCCCCACGGCUGUCCGGACGUGCCAUGGGCGCGCAGCCGCCGGGCGAUGUGUUGUGUAAACACUACAUGUGAAGAGUGGUGAAAGGAACGCUGAUUACUGAAGUGGCCUGGAGAGGGAAAGCACUGGUCAACGUCACAUGGACAAACUUCAUUGUUUUCUAAAGAUGGCCUGGAAGUAGACUUUGCCACUGCUUCCUCCAUAAACAGCUCUUCCUAACAUGGGCUGCAUGAAAUCAAAGCAAACUUUCCCAUUUCCUAACUUAUAUGAAAGUGAGAAGCAGCAUGAGAGUGAAGAACCCUUUAUGCCAGAAGAGAAAUGUCAACCUAGGAUGCCUUCUCUAGUCAAUGUCAAAGAGGAAGUGAAGGAACCCCCAGGGACCAAUCCUGUGAUCUUGGAAUAUGCACACCACCUGUCCCAGGAUAUCUUGUGUGAUGCCUUGCAGCAAUGGGCAUGCAAUAACAUCAAGUACCAUGACAUUCCAUACAUCGAGAGUGAGGAGCCUUGAGGCUGUAGGAUGACAACAGUUUGACUGUGGAGGUGCUAGUUUAAAUACAUGCAACAAACGCAAAAUCUGGUGUGCAAAAGUACAAAUAACUAUCUGGAUUUCAAAACGUGUCUACGAUAAUGUCACUAGUGUUAGAAUAUCUAGGAUGAAAUGCAUUAUGCAUUUGAAGAACUUCUACGUUAACAGCAAAUUGUUUAGUCUUAGAUUUUAGUCAUCUGAAGGGCUAAACAGAGGACCUGUGACACCCAAUAAUGAGCUGUAUCUUAUAGCACUUCUUCCUAAGUAAUGGCAUCACCAAAGAAAAUGCUAAGGAAUAAAAACUGCCCCAAAUUCUAAAUAGUUAUUUUAAAAGUUGUCCUUUAAAAUAACAAUUUUUGUUAAUUUAUACCCAAAAAAGUCCAGAUAAGUAAAGGGCUUUUCUAAAAUUCCUUGGCAAGGGGAUGGCACUCAAUUCACAGUGAUUAACAGUAAGUCUUGUUGGUCAAAAUCAUGCGUCAAGGAUCUCUGCUUCUUGACACAAAUGAAGGCUGUCUUUAAUAAGAUAUUUAUUUUUGUAGAAGAGAAGUGUAACUACCACCUUGGACCUCAGGGCCCUAAAUAAUUACAGCUGUUACUGGACAACUCAGACUUUGUGCCUAACGCCUCCUAACGAUAGCAGUUUAUAGAAGCCAUGACAUUAGUGUUUAUUACAUUGAAUUAAGAAGCCAGUGAUAUAACUAUACAAGACGACUAGCAUGGGUACCUUUUAUAAACAGCAAUCCAGUAAAUCUUAAAAAUAACAGAAGCCUACUCUGCAAGGUAGAAAUUUUCAGUAUUGUGUAUUAAGCUUUACUGUCUUGGAGGUGCAAAGGGCUGGAAUAUGGGCAUUUAUCCCCAGUAUUUUAUUGACUAGUGGGGUAGUCACCAUUAAAAUUACUGUGAGACCAGGUAGGUAACGCAUGAAGAUUUACAGUUAUAUUGCAAAACAGAAAAGAUAAAACUGUCCUUUGAGGAGAGUACUCGUUUUCUGGGUUUUUGUUAUUUUUUAGUGGUAACACAAGCCUAUAGGACAUUUAUAGCCACCUAUUAGGGAAGCUGUUUUUCUUUUUCAUUUUUACUGUCACAGAACAUAAACACACCCCUUUUUGUUUUAAAGGACUACUUUAAAACAAAAGAUCAGUGGUAACAGAAAAUUGGGAAAGGGGAAAAUGAAAUUAAGACAACUUGUUGGAAAAUUAAGACAGUUUCUAGGAUUAUCUUUUCAUAAGAUUUGGUACACAGUGAGUUUAAAUGAAAAGAAAAUUAUUUAAGCCUGUGUAUGUUAGAGCCGCAAUACACCACUGAUAUUAAAAACUAAAGGUUAAAAAAAAAGCUUAUAACCUCUUUAAUAAGAUAAAUAUGUAUUUGCCUUGUAAGCAGGCAGAAAAUCUACCUCUAAUUUUAACACUCAUGUUUUGAAACCCACAAUUAAAUAGAGUGAAUUCUCCAAGUUACAUGAGCAAGGAAAACAUUAUUUGAAACAUGCCAUAUUUCAGUUGCCUUUGGACACCUCAUCAUUCAACUUUAAUUUUACUGAGUUCCACAAUUUGUACUGUCCCACUGUACUUGCAAUCUAUAAUUUAUAUAAUAGAAAAACAACCAAACUCAUUCAUACAAGGAUCUGAAGUUACAAGGCUAAGGGCAGAAAGUUUCCCAUUCGUAUAAAACAUGUCCAGGUCAUGAAGAGUAGUUCAGAUUGAGUGACAAAAGCAUAGGUGUGGUUGUUUUUCAUUCAUUUUGUAUCUCACACCAAGCCACUUUUGCUGCAAGGUCAUUUGCUGCUUUAAAUGUACAAUUAGGAAUAUAAAAUAAGUACUGAUAAGAAAACACAAAGCCACAUAAAGCAGCAUGUCCCACUAAAUUUUUUAGUAUACAUAGGGACAGAGACCAGUGAGUUUUGCCUGUAUCUAAGUAUUUUAAUUUCAGGUUUCUUCUCUGCCCUGGACCCCUAUUUCCCCAGGGUGUAAUAGCGAUACCUGCUGGAUCCAUAUCAGCUGGAAGUCUAAUCUCUGUUGCUGCCCUCUCUCAGCAACUAUGGUAGGAUAGUUUUAUCACCAAGCACCAUUCCCUUGUCCCUGAUUCACAUUUUAAUAGAGUAUGAUAUCUUGUGUACAGUAUUUCCAAGACUUAUCUUUGAAAUAUAUGCUGUAUUAUACGUCAUCCCAUGACAUACAUGAACUACAAGUCUUGAAUAAUCAGUGAGCUAGUGGGUCAAUCAAGAUGGAAGAGAAAGAGAUGAAUAAACAAAUAAAUAAAAAAGAUGACUGAAUGAAUGACAGAGAUGAACAAACAAAUUUACAUUACAUGUGAUAAUUAUCAUGAUACAGGUUGGCCUUCAUGACAAGACAGAUGAGAGUGUCAUUGAUAGGAUAGUAGCCUUCUUUCAGAUCUUUACAUUGAAAUAUUGGCUUUACUUCAAUUUCAAAGUCUUUCAUGAACAAUAAAAGAGAGUAGAAGGACUGCCUGAGAAGCCAGGAGACAUAUAAAAUAGAUAACUGGAAGACUUACUAGCUCCUGGAGAGGGAAACAUUUGCAACAUCCAGUGUAAGGGCAAAUGAGCUUUUACCAGCACAACCAAGAACCUCCAGGUGGCAACUGUGGAAGCAGGUUAUCAGAGAAAAUAAACGUGCACAUUCCUUGUUUACAAAGACUUCAACCCACAAAUAUGCUUCUCUGCUGCCUUCCCCAGUUGUCUCUUAUGUACUACUGUCACCUUUCAGUUUUAUGCCUUUGAUCCUAAAAUUCUCUACUUUUGUUGCCUUAUCAGUUCUUUGCAAUCUGCCUGUGGUUAUUAGCACUUAAAACACAAUUUUGAAGGGGACAAAAGUGAUUAUCUUAGUCCCAAAGAAAUAAUUUGUCAAACUGCCUUAUUAGUACUAGUAUUAAAAACAGACACAUUUAAUAAAGUAGCAUGAUACUCAUUUAUCCGACUCAGUAUCAUUGGCCUUUUAUGAAAUGAGGAAAUUAUACUUAGUUUUAAAAAUCAAGAGUCAGACACACUUUAUAAGUAAUAUCAAGGAACAGUAAUUUAAAACCAAAGUUCUAAAAAAUACCUUGUUUGAGUCAUCACAAUGUCCUUAUCCUGGAUUUGAAUGGCCAAAUAGGACAUAUCUGUUUUGGAGCUGUGGGCAUUAGUUCAGAAGCACUACCUGAAUCUUAAUUUUCUAAACUUGAGUUUUAUUAGCAAAUCCUCUUCUCUGUAAGACUUAGCUAUGAAGUGGUAUAUUUUUCCAAAUAUUUUUCUGAAAAAAUUUGUUGUAACUGCACAAUAAAAGUCCAGUUGCAAUUAAA
Messenger RNA from Saimiri boliviensis boliviensis (Bolivian squirrel monkey), 4033 nucleotides. RefSeq names its product A-kinase anchoring protein 19 (gene AKAP19). Gene Ontology annotation, molecular function: protein kinase A regulatory subunit binding. NCBI's taxonomy places the organism in Eukaryota, Metazoa, Chordata, Mammalia, Primates, Cebidae. The record is from RefSeq and is a predicted model, not a curated record.